AUGGCUGCCGCAAGCAACGUCGCCGCCAUCGCCAAGCGCCUCGACAGCCUCCCGCUGACGGGCCUCCUCGGCAUCUCGGGCUACUACUGGGGCCUCCUCCUCAAGACGGGCGUCGGCUGGGGCAUGGACUCGCUGGACACGUUCCUCUUUACGUACCUCGGCGCAAAAGGCUGGCAGAAAUCCAUCGUCAACUACGACCUCGAGACCAAGAUCAUGACGCCGCUCAACGGCCACCAGCUCGGGCUCCUCGGGUCGGCCUCGUUUGCCGGCUCGUUCUUUGGUGCGAUCCUCUUCGGCCAGCUCGCCGAUGUCUUUGGCCGCAAGCCCAUGUUUAUGAUGACGCUGCUCUUCUUCAUGACCGCGACGCUCAUCUGCGGUGCGGCCGACAGCUACGGCAUGCUCCUCUCGUUCCGCUUCCUCGCCGGCAUCGGCCUCGGCGGCGAACUGCCCGUCGCGUCGUCGCUCGUGCAGGAGCUCACGCCGGCGCCGGUCCGCGGCCGCAUCAUCGUGCUCCUCGAAUCCUUCUGGUCGAUCGGCUCGAUGGGCGCUGUCCUCAUGGCGUUCGAGCUCAUCAAGGUCGUCUCGUGGCGGUCGGUGUUCUACCUCUCGGCGGUCCCGGCCGUCUACGCGAUUGCGAUCCGGAUCAUGAUUCCCGAGUCGCCCAAGUGGCUCGCCAACGUCGGCCGCAUGGACGAAGCCGAGGCGAUCGUGGCCAAGAUCGAGCGCGCGCACGGUGUGACGUACGACAAGGAAGGGGAAGCGGCCAAGGUCGCAUCGGACGAGCCGGUCUCUGGUAUGGACGUGCGCGGGCUCACGCAGCUCGAGCGCGUUGGGCUCAUGUUCCGCGGCGAGUUUCUCUCGCGCACGCUCGUGCUCUGGGUCGUCUGGAUCUGCCUCGCGUUCUCGUACUACGCCAUUUACGUCUGGCUGCCCACGCUGCGCUCCAAGGAACCCGGUGGCUUCAACCUCAACGGCUCGACGGGCACGAUGAUUUUCAUCAUUUUCUGGCAGCUGCCCGGCUACAUUUCGGCGGCCUACCUCGUCGAGAUCAUUGGUCGCAAGAAGACGCUGGCCAUCUUCCUCGUCGGGUCGUUCAUCGCGGCCAUGGCCUUUGGCUACGUGGAGAACACGCAGACCAACCUCAUGAUCACGGGCGCCUUCAUGUCAUGGUUCAUGCUCGGCGCGUGGGGCUCGCUGUAUGCGUACACGCCCGAGAACUACCCGACGCCGAUCCGCGCCAUGGGCGCCUCGUACCCCGUGGCCGUCUGCCGCAUUGGGUCGAUUGCCGGCCCGUACAUCGUGCCCAUCAUGAUUGAGAACGACUGGUCGAGCAAGUCGAUCAUGUGGGUGUGCGCGAGCUGCCUCCUUGUCGCGUCCAUCGUGCUCCUCGUCUUUGGCUUCGAGUCGCGCGGCCAGAACGUCGAGUCGGCGCCGAUCGUCGAAGCGUACUUGAAGGAACGCCGCGGCGAAGGCGUCCAGACGCCGGUGCGUGAGUACUAG
Messenger RNA from Saprolegnia parasitica CBS 223.65, 1500 nucleotides. RefSeq lists its product as hypothetical. Gene Ontology annotation, cellular component: membrane. The transcript has a single exon. NCBI's taxonomy places the organism in Eukaryota, Oomycota, Saprolegniomycetes, Saprolegniales, Saprolegniaceae. Gene Ontology annotation, molecular function: transmembrane transporter activity. The record is from RefSeq and is a predicted model, not a curated record. The coding region runs from base 1 to 1500 and encodes 499 amino acids. Gene Ontology annotation, biological process: transmembrane transport.